AUGGUUGAAUUUGAGAGUGGCGAUAUACUGGAGAACUGGAUGCAGGGAAACUUUGGGCAACACUACCCAAACCUAGAGUCAUUCAGGACAAUCCUGAAUCCAGAGUUCAUUGACGAGAUGUGGCACCCACGAGAAAAUUUCGACCACACCCAUCAAUUAUUGGUCGCCAAUCGCCACCUCAAGGAAUUCGACAGUGUCAUGAACUUUGUGAAAAUCGAUCAGAUGUUGCGACAGCCAUGGGCUUGUAUGGGGCUGGAGUGGUUGGUAUGCAGUAUUGUCGGUGUCGAUCGAUUGACGGAGGAGGAGGAGGAGGUUGUGGUAGCUGGGCUCAGAGUGCCAGGAUACUCAACUGAGUUGACAGAGGACGAGACGAGGGCGGUCGAAAAGUUCUACCGGUGUCGGGCACAACAUCAUGGAAUGUACGAUCGACUGGCCAGUCUGAAGCGUCUCAAGCACCUGGAUCUGGGAUACGAGAACCGGUAUCCGCCGUGGGCCGACAUAGGGAAAAGGUACAGAGGAGAAGACGACAACUUGUACCUGAAAUAUAUCGACCAACCCAUGUUCGACACUUUGGAGUUGACACUGGAAUCUGGGCUGGGUCGUUCAGCUGCGUUGAAGGAUCUUGAGAUGUUUGGGUUCGAGUGCAUCAAUCAUCGAGUCGGCAAGGCUGGAAUGGAUGGCCAAGAGUUGGCCCAAGCUAAAGUUGAUGUAUGGUCUUGA
Molecule: messenger RNA, 720 nt
Organism: Linnemannia hyalina
Lineage: Eukaryota; Fungi; Mortierellomycota; Mortierellomycetes; Mortierellales; Mortierellaceae
Source: the annotation of a GenBank genome assembly